Molecule: messenger RNA, 1611 nt
Organism: Cannabis sativa
Lineage: Eukaryota; Viridiplantae; Streptophyta; Magnoliopsida; Rosales; Cannabaceae
Exons: 8
Coding region: 113-1486 (457 amino acids)
Biological process (GO): regulation of GTPase activity
Molecular function (GO): protein binding
Source: RefSeq, a predicted model, not a curated record
AAAUAGUGUAAAAAUAAAAUUUUUUAUAUUAUAACAUAAAAGUUUAAUAUUAAAGAGAAAAAAGUGGGAAGAAGAGAAUGGCGUGAGUGAACCUUCAUUCCAAUACCCAACAAUGGCGAAGCGAACCCACACCACCGAUUUAGGCUCCAUAGCUUGUCAAGACCUCGGUGAACUUGGUGCCGGAAAAGAGGGUUGGCUUAUCGAUAACCCCAAUCUCUUAUGUGCUCUCGACACACACGCCAUUGCUCUUGCUAACCGAUCCCUAAUCGUCACUCUCAGCUGGUCCGAUUCAGAUGAUUCCAAAGUCAAGAUCCGUCCUGAAUUAUCACCCAUUGAAGCUGAGUACAUCUCCGCCAUCGAAUGGUUGGUAUUCGAUGAAAUUCGGGUGAUUGCGAUCGGGACUUCUUGUGGGUACCUUCUGCUUUUCUCUCUCGAUGGUCACUUGAUUCAUAAACAGUUUAUACAUCCUGGACGCGUUUUAAAAUUGAGAGUCCGUGGAACAAAGAGAGAUUUGAUCCAAGAAACUUCCUCAGAGGAGGUUUGUGUUGUUAUGCAAGGAGUAAUUGCUCGUUUUGAUGGCUCCGAAAUUCAGAACAUGCUGCAGCAAUGGCAUCACGAUACAAAUUCUCGGUUUUGGGAUAGAAAACCAAGAAAUCAAGAUAAUGACGAGUUUGGAAAUUCUUAUGGACGAUUAUCUUACCAGCUAUGGAAUGUCAGCAAGUAUGGAAGUUGUGCAGAUGCAGCGAUAAGCGGGAUAAUGCCUCCACCGCUGAUGGAGCUACAGUCAAGUCAGCGUUAUUUCUGUGCAGUAACCGUUGGAGACGAUGCUGUCAUCUCAGCCUUCAGGUUAUCGGAGGAUAAAAGUAGGUCGUUGGUUGGAGCUAUCUUAUCUAAAGUCGUUCCGGUAACAUUUUCUACCAUAUCCUCCUUCUCUAAAAUGAUUUGGCGCAGCGAACAAAAAGCGCCUAGAAAAUCAAAUGUGAAGCCUCAACCUUUUGCUCGAGCUUCUCCAUUGACAUCUUUAAAGGAUUUUCCUAGAAAGGGCGAGAAACUCACCUUAUCACCUAGUGGCACAUUAGCUGCAAUAACAGAUUCGCUCGGUCGUAUUUUGCUUUUAGACACUCAGGCACUUGUGGUCGUGCGGCUAUGGAAGGGAUAUCGCGAUGCGAGUUGCCUAUUCAUGGAAAUGCUAGUCAAUAAAGAUAACAAUGUAGCUUCUAGUUCUAGCUAUUAUGAUGAACCUGUGAAGAGUGAUUAUUGCCUCUGUCUGGCUAUUCACGCCCCUCGAAAAGGAAUAAUCGAGAUUUGGCAGAUGAGAACGGGACCGCGACUCCGAACAAUUCGGUGUGCUAAAGGGAGCAAAAUACUCCAACCGACAUACCGGUUCGGGUCAUCUAUAGCCUCUUCUCCAUAUGUGCCUUUGGAGGUUUUCUUGUUGAAUGGUGAUUCUGGUCAAAUUUCGGUUUUGAAUCGAACCCUUCUUUGAAUGUAAAAGCUACAUAGUUUGAUACAAUUCUUUACAAGUUUACAUAAUGCCACAUACAUAAAAUGUAAUUUAGAAAUAAUAUAAUAUUGCAUUAUUAGUUCCAUAAUUCAUCUGAAUUUCCUUUC